Molecule: messenger RNA, 1545 nt
Organism: Aedes albopictus (Asian tiger mosquito)
Lineage: Eukaryota; Metazoa; Arthropoda; Insecta; Diptera; Culicidae
Product: p21-activated protein kinase-interacting protein 1-like
Exons: 2
Coding region: 130-1488 (452 amino acids)
Molecular function (GO): protein binding
Source: RefSeq, a predicted model, not a curated record
GGGUAACGAAACGUCAUAACAAAAAUAACGUGCGUGCGAUUUCGGUCCGAGUUACAUGUGUGUCGCUGGAAAUUUAGGAUAUUUUGCUCGAUUUUCGAUUCCGUUCCCGUCCAAAAGUGGACACUAACGAUGGCCGGGCUGGAACUAAUUGUCGGCACUUACGAGGAGUACACCGUGGGCUUGAAAGUGGAACCACUGAAGACGGAUUCCAAACGGUUAUACCUGAAGGAAAUCUUCUCCACCCACAAUCACACGGCCUCGGUACGGGUACUGGCCACUCACGGUAAACUGCUGGCAUCCGGCGGAUCGGACGACCGGAUCUGCAUCUUCGAUCUUGAGUCGGGACUACUCAAGGAUGAAAUGCUGCACCACAACGGGACCGUCAGUUGCUUGGCUUUCUCCCCGAAGGGAGAUUAUCUAUUCAGCGGAAGCUUCGACGGUAAACUGUCGGCCAUCAACACGAAGCGGCUGGCCAUCGACAAGAACUGGGUAAACGCCCACAAGGGAUCCGUGCUAAGCAUCGACAUUCACCCCAAGGGCAAACUGGCAAUCACCCUGGGCUCGGACAAGGUCGUCAAGACGUGGGAUCUGGUAACCGGAAGGACCAUCAGCGCCCGAGGACUCGGCAACACACCCAAGUACCAUGCACUCUCCCUGGUCAAGUGGAGCCCGGACGGGGACAGUUUCGUCCUGAUGGACGACCGCUCGGUGGAUGUCAUUUCGAUGGUCGAAACCCGUUCCUCCCGGACGGUCAAAUGUCCCAGCAAACCGGUUAGCCUCUGUUGGAUCUCCGACACUGAGCUAGCGGUCGGAUUGGAUGACGGUCAUCUGAUGAUGUUCAGUGUGGAUGACGAUAGCGAACCGGAAAAGAUUCCAAUCUACGAAUCGCGCGUCAAAGCAAUGGACUACGUCGGGGACCAUCUGGCCACGGUGUCCAGCGCAGGCGACGUCAGCCUAUGGAAAAUCGACGACAAAGAUUUCCGCGAAAUUUGCACAACAAACAUCGGAUGCCGGCCCACCUGUAUGGUGGUCACCGAAGCCGACAAACUGGGACUGCACAAGUACCUUCAGCUGCCGGAGGACAACAAAGAUGAACUGCGUCAGAAGCUGAAGAAAAUCCAAACAAUCGGAAAGGUCAUCAUCGAAACCGAUGACCCCGUUCAGGAGGCCAGCGAGCAGCAGAGUUCCAAGAAAUCGAAGAAGAACAAGCGGUCGUUCCCGAAAGAAUCGGACAAGACCUCUUUCCAGUCGAAGAAACAGAAAAAGCUUCAACCAAGCGAAGACAGCAAAGCUUUCAAAUCGCCAUCACACAAGAAACCCAAAAAAGCUUCAAACAUGAGCGGCGUUUGGACCGAGGAGGACGUGACCGAGGAUAAGCAAGUAGUUUCCAAGAAAGCGAAGAAGCAGGGUUUGAAUAAGACCAUCAGCGAGGGUAAUCAACGACUUGGGAAGAAGAAAGGUAAGAACGAUAGACGAACCUCGAUCUAACGGGUAAAGUUGCACAGUUGUACAAUUUUGAGCAAUUAAAAAGUGUAAAAUGUUUAA